CGGACAUGACCAGCUUUCGCGGUUUUGUGCGAUUGUUGGACUAGCGAAGCCCAUGCACCACAAAACCUUCCAGGCAAUCAGCAAGAAGGUUCACGAUGCUGCUAUGAGGGCCGUGACCGAAAAUUUGAACCAGGCAAGAGCCGUAACAAAGCAGGUGGUUGGUAGUAGUGACGUGGCCGUAAUGUAUGAUGGAACUUGGCAGAAACGGGGCCAUAAAAACCACAACGGAGUCGGCGCGGCUAUCUCCUUGGACACCGGCCUGUGCUUAGAUUUCGAAGUGCUGUCGAAUUACUGCCACGCUUGCAGUCUACACAACGACAUGGGCUCUGAAGAGGAAAUCUGGCAGGCCUACCACAGACCUCUCUGUGAGAAGAACACCGACAGCUCCGCUCGUGGCAUGGAAGCUGAAGCAGCACUACGGAUAUGGGAGCGCACUUUGCUGUAUGAGACUCCACUUCGCUUCGCAACAUUUCUUAGUGAUGGCGACAGCAAAGCAUAUAACAGAGUUUGUGAUGCCAAGGUGUACGGUGCAGGUGCCAUCUGCAAGGAGGACUGCACUAAUCAUGUUGCGAAGCGCCUAGGCACUGGCAUACGCAAAUUGCCGACACCACUGCCCAGAGGUGAGAAGCUCAAGCCUGCCACCAUUGAAAAGCUGCAGACAUAUUAUCAGAUCGCCAUCACGGGCAAUAGAGGCAACCUACGGGACAUGUACACUGUCAUAUGGGCGUCCUACUUUCACUCUUGCUCCACUGAUGGUGCUGGCAGCCACAACUUCUGCCCACCAGGCCAAGAAUCGUGGUGCAAGCACAAGCGUGCUGAAGCAAUGGGCGAGCCUGCACCACAGCAUACACCACUUCUGACAAAGGCACAGGGCCGGGCACUGCUGCCCAUAUACAAGCGCCUUUCUGACGAGAAGCUGCUGGCCCGAUGCCUUCGAGGGAAAACUCGGAACGCUGCUAAGUCUCUCAACAGCAAGGUGUGGCUGCUGUGCCCUAAAACAAAGUUUGCUUCCCGAAGUGCUGUGGAGACUGCCACAGCCAUUGCUGUGCUCUGGUAUAACCGGGGCCAUGCAAGCUUCGAGGUGGUCCUGGAGGAGCUUGGUGUUCUACCACCAGCAAGCUUGACCACCCUGGGGGACUACAGCGACAAGAGGCGCAUUCAGAAGAUGAAUGCCCAACAGACUGCUGAGGCGAGGGCUCACCGCCGCAAAUCGGCCAAGAGAGCUCGCCUACAGGACUCCGCUCGGAAGGACCGCGAAGGAGUUACAUACAGUGCGGGUGAAUUCUAGUCACCGUGGCCAGCUCCUGGACAUACUGCCUGUGCAUUAGACACACUUUUGAGUGUUUGCAAGUGCGCCCUAAUUAGUAAACAUGUUCCAAACUUUCAAACGUGUUUUUCUCAUUUUGAAAUUUUUGGCCACGGUCACAUUUCACUCACAUAGUUUCAUCCCCUUAAAAUUGUCCUAUUGCGAUGAAACUUGGCACACACAUUCUUCAAGGUGUGUAGAGUGCCGUUAUCUAUUCUGAUUUAUGAUGCAUAGUCAUUAUCAAUAAAAACAUACCAAGAAAUGAUACAAGGAACCCUGAAAGCUUUUUUUUCUCGUAAUUUUAACCUCUUAAAUGCACACAGUAGUUCAUGACAAGCAUAAUAAGCUA
This is a messenger RNA of Rhipicephalus microplus (southern cattle tick), 1655 nucleotides long. RefSeq lists its product as uncharacterized. NCBI's taxonomy places the organism in Eukaryota, Metazoa, Arthropoda, Arachnida, Ixodida, Ixodidae. The record is from RefSeq and is a predicted model, not a curated record.